AUGACCGAGAAAUCCGGGCACAAACCCACCUCGUUGCAAAGUCAGUCCAUGGGAGUAGAUCUCGCUGGACCCAAGCCUCAAGAUCGCGCGAACGCCGACGCGGACGCGGACGCGGCCGCAGACGCCGCGAUGUUGCCGUUCCACACCUCCCUCGCUCAUCCCCGGUCCCGUCUCACGAUGGAAUCCUCCCGGACAACGCGCGAUGGCAGAACCCAUUGCGCUGGCAGCGCUGUCGUCGAGGAUAAACUCACCCACGUGAACAGAUGCCCCCGCGCGUACCACUACUUCAACAGCGUGUACCCUGACCACAGUCUCAGAGUCGAGUACUCCGACGACCCUCGCUAUCCCGCAGGCGAGUACCCCGAGGGUGCAUAUCCGACCGACGCAUACCUUGUAGCAGGGGACGAGGACUCAGAGUCAGAGCAUUACGAUGGCCGCGAGGACGAGACCGACUAUGAUGAUUAUGGGGGCGGUGGUGAAGCCGAUGAUGACGACGACUGGGACGUAAGCCGGCGCGGGGAUUCCCUUCGCGACGGCGAUGAAGAGAGCGUAGACCAUGACCGGUUUUGUGAGGUGGAUGAGGCCGAGUCUGUGGGUCGAGAGCCCUUGCAGUCGAUCGAGGGAGAGUCGACCAAGGCUUGGGACGACUCCAAGGAUACAGAGAGGGUUGCAGCUGCGUUCAUGGGAACGACGACGGUCCCCGAAUGUAGAGGCCAAGGGGAGAAUGGAGAGAUCUGUCAUCAUCCUUGCCACGUCGGCACUCCCCAUGCUCAGCCCAACUUCACAUGGCGUACGCUUUUCGCAUUAGGCGCUUGUGUCGGGAUGGCAUUAUAUGCCUGGAAGUUGGCUCUGGAUCAACCCUAG
Fonsecaea pedrosoi CBS 271.37 is the source of this 864-nucleotide messenger RNA. RefSeq lists its product as uncharacterized. NCBI's taxonomy places the organism in Eukaryota, Fungi, Ascomycota, Eurotiomycetes, Chaetothyriales, Herpotrichiellaceae. The transcript has a single exon. The record is from RefSeq and is a predicted model, not a curated record. Bases 1 to 864 code for a protein of 287 amino acids.